This is a messenger RNA of Parasteatoda tepidariorum (common house spider), 2313 nucleotides long. NCBI's taxonomy places the organism in Eukaryota, Metazoa, Arthropoda, Arachnida, Araneae, Theridiidae. The record is from RefSeq and is a predicted model, not a curated record.
AUGAGUCUACGCAAAUGGUCUGCUAGCCAUCCGGAACUUUCACCAAGUAAAAACGAUUAUGACUUUUCGAGCGCCGAUGAAACAGAAACUUUAGGAGUCAUUUGGCGACCAUCAGAGGACUGCUAUACCUUCAAAAUAUCAGUGGAUGAGAACAACACUUUUACCAAGCGGUCAGUUCUGUCCACCAUUGCAAAAAUUUUCGACCCCCUAGGGAUAGCCGACCCUGUCAUAGCCAAGGCCAAAAUAUUUAUGCGGAAAUUGAACAUUGACUGGGGUGAUCCACUUCCUGCUGCAGAAUCUCAGGAGUGGAGCGAAUUUAUUUCCACGUUGAAAGGUGUGAACAACAUUAAAGUUGAUAGGUGCAUUACAAUAAAACAGUCUAAAACAUUCGAAUUUCAUGGAUUUGCUGAUUCAUCGGAGAGUUGUUAUGGAGCGGUCGUUUAUUGUAAGUCUCUCAACUCUGCAGGUGACAUAAAUGUGAAAUUAGUUGCUAGCAAAUCUAGAGUUGCCCCACUUAAAGCCCUAAGUAUCCCCAGACUGGAACUUUGUGCUGCAGUCUUGUUGUCCAAGUUAAUGAAAAAGAUACUUUCCGCAUUAAAAUUGCAAACAGACAAAGUUUACCUUUGGUCUGAUUCCAUGAUUGUGCUAGCAUGGAUUCAAAAGGAGCCAACGAGUCUUAAGACAUUCGUGAAAAAUAGAAUUGCACUUAUACAAGAACUGACGCUAAAGUCCCAAUGGAAUCAUGUGCCAUCCGAGAUGAAUCCCGCGGACUUGAUAUCCCGAGGAUUGGACCCUGUGAAACUUUUAGAGACAAAUUUAUGGUGGAAAGGCCCUAAUUUCCUUUAUGACAAUGAGUAUCCUAACCAAAACUUUCCUGUGUCGCAAGAACUGAGUGUCUUCCAAAGUGAACUUAAAAAGCCUUCAAGCUUAGACGUUGAAGAUCCCUUAAAAGCCUUCACAUUAACAUCCAACAAUUUUGUGCAUGAACUAAUUGGCUUGAGAUCUUCAGGACCUCUGAGCAAUGAGGAGAUCAACGCCUCCGAGCGGUUCCUGUUGAGAGUAAUACAGAACGAGCAAUUUGGAUCAGAAAUUCGGAGUCUCAAACUGCACGGGAAGGUGUCUCCUACGAGUAAGAUAAGAAAUUUGAACCCUCUUUUAGAUUCAAAUGGAGUUUUAAGAGUUGGAGGACGAUUAGGUAACACUGAAUUGAAUUUUCUUAAAAAACAUCCUGCAAUACUCCCUAAAAAUAGUCCUUUAACUUCUGUUAUUAUUUCGACAUAUCAUCUUAAAUAUUUGCAUAUUGGUCCAAAUGGUUUAUUAAACUGUGUAAGAGAAAAAGUUUGGCCCUUGUGUGGCCGUUCUCUAUGUAGAAGAAUUACUCAUAAUUGUGUUGUUUGUGUUAAAAAUAAACCCAUUGCUGCUACGCAAAUAAUGGGAAAUCUACCUAGAGAAAGAGUUGUGCCAGAUUUCGCAUUCAUUUGCUCUGGUGUUGACCUAACUGGUCCGUUUUUCAUUAAAUGUAAACAGCAAAGAAAAGCAAUUUCUCUAAAGGUGUAUAUUUGCUUAUUCAUAUGUUUUGUAUCUAAAGCAGUGCAUAUAGAGAUAGUUUCUGAUUUGACAUCCGAGUCUCUAAUUGCCACGUUGAAGAGAUUCAUCGCGCGUAGAGGCAAAUGUGCCAAACUGUUUUCAGACAACGCGACGAAUUUCGUUGGCGCUAACAAGGAGUUAAAAAAAUGUUUAAAUUUAUUCAAAAAUCCUGAUGAAAAAUUGGCUAACUAUCAAUCCGCUGAAGGCAUAGAGUGGAGUUUUAUCCCGCCUAGAGCCCCCAACUUUGGUGGUCUCUGGGGGGCAGCAAUUAAGUCGUUUAAAUACCAUUUUAAAAGAGCUGUAGGUAAUGCCUCUUUAACUUACGAAGAAUUGCAUACUAUAGCCACUCAAAAUGAAAGCAUUUUGAAUAGUAGACCGAUAACUCCGCUAUCCGCGGAUGAAACCGACUUAGAAGUUUUAACACCUGCGCAUUUCCUGAUAGGGAGAACAAUGAACGCCAUAAUUGAACUGGAGUUGACAAAUUUAAAGGAAAAUAGGUUAUCCAGGUGGCAAAGAAUAACCAAAUUAGUACAAUUAAUUUGGAGAAAGUGGCAACGAAGCUACCUAAGUGAACUGCAGCAACGUGGCAAGUGGAGAUUCGAAAAGGACAAUGUCAAAAUCGGUAGUCUAGUCUUAAUUAUUGAGGAUAAUUUACCAGCUAAUAAAUGGUUAAUGGGAGAAUACUUAAAGUGUUUUAUGGCACUGAUAAGAAAAUCAGAGUUGUAG